CCCCGCCAUUUUUCUCCUAGUUAGGAUCCUUUCCGUUUUUUAUCGAUGGAAACUGUUGUAAACCGAAAUCGCAACUGCAGGUUUAAUGCAGGUUAACCUUUUUUAAAAAGUUGACAUUCAUAAACAAACAGGACGGUUAGUCUGUUCCACGGCCUUUAAAAAACGAAACUCUUAAAAGUUUUUAUAUUGUGGCUUUAUUAUGAAGAAUAAUGGUUACGUCUGACGAGCUGGGGCCUGCAUCUGUAGCGAACAUCUCACGCAGGGUUGUAUAGAUGUUAAAAUUAGCCGAGAAAACUUUAAAAGAUACACAAAAUCCACGAAGGGGGGUACUUUGUGUUACGCGUAGCUUGUUUCCUUGGGGUAGCUUUAUAUCUGCUGGACAAGGAGACUCCAGAGUGUAAACAUGGCUGCAGUCCUACCGUCGAGAUCGUGUGAUAGCAGCCCUGCUACUCCGGGGGCACACUCCACCAAGGAUGAUAUUGAGGAGAAUUCCAAUGAUGGAAGCCAGGCUCCCAAACGUCGUCGAAUGGGAUCGGGAGACAGCUCCAGAAGUUGUGACACUUCCAGCCAGGAUCUGGGGUCCACAUACUUCCCCGCCGAAAAUCUCAUUGAGUACAAAUGGCCUUCUGAUGACACAGGAGAAUACUACAUGCUUCAGGAACAAGUCAGCGAAUACCUAGGGGUCACCUCGUUCAAGCGCAAAUAUCCAGACCUGGAACGGCGGGACCUGUCCCACAAGGAAAAGCUGUACCUGAGAGAGCAGAAUGUGAUAACGGAAACGCAGUGCACAUUAGGGCUGACGGCUGUCCGCAGCGAUGAAGUCAUUGACCUGAUGAUUAAAGAGUACCCAGUCAAACACGCUGAGUAUUCAGUUAUCCUUCAGGAACGAGAGCGACAGAGAAUCACUAAAGAGUACUCUCAAAUGCAGCAACAGAACCCACAGAAGGUUGAACCCAGCAAAGUACCAGAAUACAUCAAGAAAGCUGCGAAGAAAGCCGCUGAGUUCAACAGCAAUUUUAACCGGGAGCGAAUGGAAGAAAGAAGAGCUUAUUUUGACCUCCAGACGCAUAUUAUCCAGGUGCCCCAAGGAAAGUACAAAGUCCUGCCUCCUGAGAGAACCAAGAUGGGGCCUUACCCUGUAGCCCUGAUCCCUGGCCAGUUUCAGGACUAUUACAAAAGGUAUUCUCCCAACGAGCUGCGCUACCUGCCGUUAAACACGGCCCUCUACGAGCCCCCGCUGGACCCCGAGCUGCCGGCCCUUGACAGCGAGGGCGACUCCGACGAUGCGGAGGAGCCCCAAGGGGACGGGAAGAAGAAGACAAAGGGCUCUUCGGUAAGAGAGGAAGUCUUCCUCUCGCUCUUCCUCCCUCGCAGGGGUGCUCCGGAAAGCUCUUCUGGGAACACGUCCGAUGGGGACAGUCCCACCGAGAGUCAGGAAAGCUCUGUGCAGGGGAAGUCCAAGUCGAAGGACAGGCCGGCGACUCCAGCUAAAGAUGGUUCCAAACGUUCUGUGCAACACAAAUCUGUCCCUGGGUACAAGCCAAAGGUCAUUCCAAAUGCUAUAUGUGGAAUAUGUCUGAAGGGUAAGGAGUCCAACAAGAAAGGGAAGCCUGAAAGUCUCAUUCACUGCUCCCAGUGCAGCAACAGUGGCCACCCCUCCUGCCUGGACAUGACUGCCGCGCUGGUGGCCCUGAUCAAGACCUACCCCUGGCAGUGCAUGGAGUGCAAGACCUGCACGGUCUGCCAGCAGCCCCAUCACGAGGAGGAGAUGAUGUUCUGCGACAAGUGUGACCGCGGCUUCCACACCUUCUGCGUCGGUGUGGACGCCAUUCCUUUAGGAUGCUGGGUGUGCGACUGUUGUGUGAGGGAGCAGCCGGCCCCAAAGAAGGGAUUACGAAGAAGCAAGGCCAACAAGGAUGGCUGAUGUAAGAAUCGCCCCCCCUCCCCUGCCCUGCUGUGUGAUCACACCGACGCAGAGCCACAGCAGCCAAAGAAUUAACUCAAGGAAGCGGUUCCAAGGGCUACCUAUCUCAGUUUUUUUUUUUCUUCUCAGGUGUAAGCAAAAAUGCUCUACAAUCAUGUAUAUGAUGUGUCUGCCUUUGUUGUGGUGUAUUAAAUGUGCAGAUCAGGUCAUUUGUUUUUUCUAAGAAAUAAAAUGGAAACGUGUUUGUGUGAAGAA
This is a messenger RNA of Lepisosteus oculatus (spotted gar), 2179 nucleotides long. RefSeq names its product PHD finger protein 10 (gene phf10). Lineage: Eukaryota; Metazoa; Chordata; Actinopteri; Semionotiformes; Lepisosteidae. The record is from RefSeq and is a predicted model, not a curated record. Gene Ontology annotation, cellular component: npBAF complex.